Molecule: messenger RNA, 1079 nt
Organism: Amorphotheca resinae ATCC 22711
Lineage: Eukaryota; Fungi; Ascomycota; Leotiomycetes; Helotiales; Amorphothecaceae
Product: glycosyltransferase family 34 protein
Exons: 3
Coding region: 65-901 (278 amino acids)
Biological process (GO): protein N-linked glycosylation
Cellular component (GO): Golgi membrane
Molecular function (GO): glycosyltransferase activity
Source: RefSeq, a predicted model, not a curated record
UAGAGAGGUGCCGAGCCGCUCUCUGCUGAGCCAUGCGGAACCACAACAGCAUGUUGUGGGGGGGAUGGAUCUCCUUCAACCGCGGUCUGCGGUCGGGAAGGUACAUGCGGUCUUUGGGGAACCCAAUCCAUUGUAUGAGCGCGCACUGAGCCUGCAUGAAAUGCAUGCGGAGAAAAUGGGUCAUCCGAUGUUUGUGCUGCGAAAGAGGCUCCUCCCGGGAUUGUGGUCGAAACCGGCUUACAUCCUCUCAAUUAUAUUGAAAGAGAUGGCGAAGCCAAGAGAGCAGCAGCUAGAAUGGUUGUUAUGGGUCGAUGCGGAUAUUGUGCUCAUGAACCCGCAAAUCCCCCUCGAUGUCUUUAUUCCCCCAAGCCCGGAGUUCGAUGAUGUCAAUAUGUUGGUUACCCACGACCGUCACGGCCUGAAUAACGGCUGCUUCCUUAUUCGCGUUAGCCCAUGGGCCAUCAAGCUCCUUUCCGGAGUCAUCGCAUAUCACAAUUUCAGACCAGAGGUCGAAUUGAAAUACACCGAGCAAUCCGCACUGGAGGCCAUGAUCAACGAUACCUACUGGGGCUCCAGCGUCGUGCAAGUCCCACAAUACUGGUUCAACGCGUACCCGUCGCCCCUGGACAAAGACCGGCCGCCGCGCAAGCAUGAGUUCCGUCCAGGUGGCCUGCAGAUCCACUUUGCGGGCAACCGCGAUGGCAAGAGACCCGAGCGCAUGGAGACCUGGAUGAGCAUCGCGGACAAGGCGGUGCCGCCGUACGAUGUGCCAGUUGAGGAGACGAGUUUGCCUAAGGAGAUUGAGAAAUUUUGGAAGAGGCUGGGGACGAAGAGAAGGAGGAAGGCGAAGGUGGCAGAGGCGGCGGGAGGAGAGGGAAUGGAAGCGGGGAAGGGGUUGUGAGUAAGGAAAUGGAUUUAUGAUUGAAUGAGUCGCAUGGUGUUGGAUUUUCUGUCUUCUAUGGGAAAUGGCGUUGGAGGAGGAGUCACGUAGACAUGCAUAUAUAUCGAAUAUUGUAUGUAUUGUGGAGAUGAGGUAUAUAUUAGGCCCUUGGAAUACUGCUUUUUUUGCAUCUACAGCG